Phymastichus coffea is the source of this 2409-nucleotide messenger RNA. Its product is annotated as protein sneaky. Gene Ontology annotation, cellular component: membrane. Bases 1 to 2409 code for a protein of 802 amino acids. The transcript is spliced from 6 exons. The record is from RefSeq and is a predicted model, not a curated record. NCBI's taxonomy places the organism in Eukaryota, Metazoa, Arthropoda, Insecta, Hymenoptera, Eulophidae.
AUGCGGCAUCUGCUCGAGCGCAACCACGAGAGGCUUCUCAAGUACUACCUGAGGAAAUGCCCGAGGCUGUAUCGGAUCUGCUUCGAUCCGAGCGAGGGCAGCCACCGAAAGUCGCGCACGGCUCUCAGGCUCUUGCUCGGACUCGUUCUCGGCCUGCUCGUCUACGCCCUGAUCAUCGCCGACUUGCAGCUGGACGCAUUCGCCGGCCGACUGACCGGCGCCACGCUCGACUUGCUGCUGGCUCUCGGCUGCGCGACCUCGCUCCAAUUCCGGUGCGUGUGCCUGCUGACGAUCCCCGGGCUGUUCGGCCGAGCCGGCCGGGGAGCGUUGAAGGCGCUCGCCCUGGGAUACGUCGUUGCCGGGCCGAUCUCCAACCUGAGCUUCAACGCCAAGGAGGUGAUGCGCAGUUUCGGCUGCACCGCUCAGCUCACCUACAAUUUGUCCAAAACUAAGUAUGAUUUGAUGCUCCGGCCCUUUCAUCAGGUAUAUCAUUACGCGGUGAUUAUCUCGUGCGGGCGCGCGGGGGCCGGGGCGAAGGCGACACUGCUGUACGCGGCCAACGCGGGCCGGACCACCCAAGUCGACGGCUUUCUGAAAAAUGACCGGCGCUAUUUGUCGUUUCUCUCCUCGUCCGCUUUUGUCUUAUCGACUUUUCGGGCUAUUCUCACGGCCGACACGGCGCACAGCCUGCGAGCGCUCUCGAACGAUUGUCCCCGCGUCGAGCCGGGCUCGCGGCUCCGAUCGCUCUCCGACACCGCGCCGCGUUCCGCCGUGAAUCCGGAGGCCGAGAUAAAGGAGGCGAUAGGCUCGAUAAGCGAGCUCAUGGAGCCGCUCGCGGAGGAGAUCGAGGCCGAGGACGGCCCGCUGUUUCCGGAUUACGAGGAGGGCAGCGCCGAGAUCGGCAACGAGACCUCGGCCGCGAGGACGAAACGAGAGCAAAUCGCGGACGCCCGGCGCUACGAGGACGGCUACCGGCGUAAGAUCUCCAAGAGAUGCGAGGCGCAGCUUCAACGCGGAUCCGGCAGAUGCAGGAAAAUGUUUGGAGACGCCUAUGACAGGUGCUACGAGACAGUGACAUGGGUCGCCGGUUGGAUGCUCUGCUGGCCUAUGAAGCUCACAUUUGUCUGCGACAUGGCGCGGGCACUCGGCGGCGGCAACAUAUGCGAGCCAGACGGCCACAUCGACGUCGGCAUCGGCGAAGGCUACGUAGCUCUGAAAGAGACGAGGGCCAGACUGAACGCGAGUCUGAACGAUGCGACGAUCGAGUUCAAGUUCGAGGCGCGGCGGCUGGCGACGGGCGCGAGCGACGCGGCGCGCGUCGCCAACGACGUGCUCCGCGACUUCGAGGCGCGCAAGCGCCUCUUCGGCGGCCUCGUCGCCGCGAUCAAGCGCUGCCUGUCGCUCGUCUUCGUGAAAAUCGUCGUCGACGCCUCCAAGUACCAUCGCAACUACUUGCGGGAGAUCGAGUUCGAUAAUGUCUACAUCACGCCGUACUUCAAGCGAAUCGACGCGAGGAGAAAGGCGCGCGGCAGCUUGACGCUGCUGCCGUUGAAAAAACUCGAGAAGAGAGUGUUGAUCGAUCCGUACAGCUUGACGCAGAGCAAGGCCGAGAAGAGACAUUUGAUCGGCCAGUCGGCUAAACUCAUUCUCGAAGCUAUCACCGCCUCGACCUUCAUUUUGUUGGACAGAUUGUUGUUUGAAGUUCUGGACGUGGUCAAGCGACACGCGCGGAUUGAUAUUACUCAGCAAGGUCACCACGACAUGUCCGUGGAAGUGGCCGGGCGAGGCUUCGUAGCCAGCCUGAUCCGCAGCCUGAUCCGCGGCUUCAACGCGAAGCGCCGCAUCAAGAGGCUGGUGACGAACGAGGCCUGCCUGCCGCGCGCGAGCCACCUGCCGCGCCACGUCCUCGCCAAGAUCUACGGCACGUACGCGGCGAUCUGGCUGACGGUCCUGCUGCAGGCCUACAGCGAGCGCUCGCGCCGCACGAUCGCGGGCUUCUUCUACCGCAAGCGCGAGAAGCGCCGAGUGCUCUACCUGUACAACGAGACGCUGCGCCGUCGACUAGGCUUCCUGAAGUUCGCGCGCGCGCGCGUCGCCGAGCGCGCGCGGGCGCGCCACCUCGGCGCCGAGUUCGAGCUCGCGUCCGCGCUGAAGCUGCGGCUGCGGUUCCCCGGGUGGCUCGGCUGGCUGGCGCGCUUCGAGUGCGCGCGGGCGCGGUGCGUGGUGUGCGGCGAGGUCGAGGCCUGGCGGGCCGGGCCGGCCCGGGCGCACGAGCGCUGCGCCGCGCGCGACUGCGCGGCGGUGUACUGCCGGGACUGCUGGCGCGACGUGGCUCGGCGCUGCCUGGCGUGCGAGUACGACGCGGACAGCUCGUCGUCGCCCGGCGAGGCGACCGACGGCGACGAGUGA